Molecule: messenger RNA, 1641 nt
Organism: Knipowitschia caucasica
Lineage: Eukaryota; Metazoa; Chordata; Actinopteri; Gobiiformes; Gobiidae
Source: the annotation of a GenBank genome assembly
AUGCACCGGUCUCUGGGACACAUCUCCAAAGUCAAGAGUUUGACGAUGGACAAUAAAGUGUGGAGCGAAGCCCUGAUCCAGCUCUUCAUUUCCCUUGGUAACCGAGUGGCCAAUCAGAUUUGGGCUCCCGUUGUCCCGGCAACAGAGCAGCUUAGCCCUGAUUCAUUGGAUGAUGAAAGGUCAAGGUUCAUCCAGGACAAAUACAGCAGAGGGCGGUAUAGGCGUUUGCAUGCAUUAGCAUACAGCCCGGACCUGAUGAACCAGCGCCUCCUGGAGGCUGUAUAUGGACCUGACGUGGAGGAGACUCUGUCCUUGAUCUGCUCUGGUGCAAAGGUGACGCCCACUGACCCCCUAAGCCCCGCCCCCCUGCAGCUGGCAGAGAGGGCAGGACAAAGUCUGCAAGUGCAGCUGCUGCGGCUGAACGAAUUCACAGAAGUCCCGCCUCCACAUCCAGUCACAGUCAAUGGCCGCACUGGCUCCACCCCUUCAUGUGAAGAGGAGGAGGAGGAGCUUCAUGGUAAACUGGAGGACGAGCGUUUUCUGUUUUCUCUGGAAAACAACUCUGCAGCGUGUGACGUGUUGGACCUAAGGGAGGUCCACUCAGUGCACCUGCAGGAUGGAAACCCCCCUCAGUUCCAGAUCCAUUCUCUGAAUCAGACACUAACUUGUGCAGCUGACUCCACUGAAGACCUGCUCUCGCAAUUCCACCAACUUCUCACAGUGAUCCUCCCCGCAGGUGUCACAGGGGCAGAAGUGGGCGGACCUCUAGCUGUCAGUAAAGUAUGUGUGGUGGAGAUGAGCGUCGGCACCAGCCAAUCCGAUGCCUGGAUUCUACUGGGAGUGGGCGGAGUCAUACUGCACCAAUCAAACAAUAACCUUUAUCUGCAGCCAAUCACACGCCAUGAAAUGGAUUCGUCAGAAAAUAUUUUGACCUUGGAUACCAAAGACAGAAGCGUCACAUUCCGAUUCGAGGAUACUUUGAGUUGUACUUCCUGGUUCCAUCUUCUAUGUUCAGUACUCAAAACUCAACCAGCCAAUCAGAGCCCAGUUCCUGUACCAGCAGCCAAUCAGAGAGCAUCACUGUAUCCAGUCAUGUCUGUGAAGGGACACGUCCCACCGGCCAUUGAGCGCUGUAUCUCCCAUGUUACAAACUAUGGUCUGAAGGUGGAGGGUGUGUACCGUCGUUGUGGCCUCACAAACAAGGUAAACCGAUUGGUGGAGGCUCUGAUGACCUCACCAAGCUCCGCCCCCCUGGAGAGCGAUGAACAGGGUGUGUUGGACGCUGCCGCCGUGCUGAAGCGACUCGUACGACAGAGGGAGGGGCUUAUCCCUGAGAAUGCCAGGGAGGCGUGGCUAAAGGCAGCAGUGAUCUCAGAUGAAAGCUCCAGAUUUGUUUCGUACAAACGUUUACUUCAUGAUCUGCCCCACGACAACAGAGCCACUCUGAACGCUCUGUUUGCACAUCUCUACAUGGUACAGCUGUACUCUCAGAUUAACCGGAUGUCGGCGCAGAACCUGGCGUUGGUUUUGAUCCCGACUUUGUUCCAAACACUAAAUCAGGAUUUAGUCAGACUGCUGCGAGAGUUUAUCAUCCACCAGACUCUGCUGUUCACGGUUGAAGACCAGAUCACUUUUCUUUGA